Molecule: messenger RNA, 1103 nt
Organism: Pundamilia nyererei
Lineage: Eukaryota; Metazoa; Chordata; Actinopteri; Cichliformes; Cichlidae
Gene: fbxo48
Product: F-box protein 48
Exons: 3
Coding region: 407-871 (154 amino acids)
Biological process (GO): SCF-dependent proteasomal ubiquitin-dependent protein catabolic process
Cellular component (GO): SCF ubiquitin ligase complex; cytoplasm
Molecular function (GO): protein binding
Source: RefSeq, a predicted model, not a curated record
CUCUCGCGCGCCGCCGCCUUCUUAUCACACACACCGGGACACGUGCACGGUAAAAGUCGGUGUUCGGUCUGAACGCGGAAGCGGCCGGUGGAGUUUUUCAUGAACUGUUAGCUGUUAGCUGUUAGCAGGGGCGGAGGCGAGUGGUCGGGGUGAAGCAUUAAAAUCAGCUUUUGUUACCGAAAAUCAGAGCGUCGGCCAAAAGAGCCACGCAGGACGGAAACAACGGGGAUAUUUAUCACGUCUGUCUUUGAAGACCGACACGGGAAGCAGUUUGUGCUUGGGUGACGUCUCCAGGCUGGGUCCGUGGGGACCCCACUGUUCGUGUUUCUCUUUCGGUUUGACGUGGGAGCCCUUCACCUUCUCUGCGCGGAAUCUUUCUGGCUCUUCCACUCAGUCCGACUCUAUUAUGCAGCAUGUGUGUGGGAGGACUCCACCGGUGUUUUUUCUCUGUGAAGGAAGCCCCGCCCUGACGGCAGCCGAAGGCACAGCCCCACCUCGCAACUUUGCUGAGAUGCUGCCGACAGAAAUGAGCGUGAGGAUCUUUGGCGAGCUGGACGCGGCGAGCCUGUGCAGCGCGGCGAGGACCUGCAGGCUGUGGCAUCAGAUCAUCGAGCAGAGCGAGCAGCUGUGGAGGAAGCAGUGCCUGAUGGUCCGAGCCAUCUGCCAGAGGGAGGUCGACAGCGACCGGAGACACGGCCUCUCCUGGAAGCUGAUCCUGGUGAGGAACUACAUCCGCAGCCUUGUGAAGAAAGACUGGCUGAUUGGACGGUUCAGCCACGUGAGGUCGGCGGACGAGCUGAGCGGCAGGAAGCUGACGCCGCUGGACGCGGAGACCUGGGGCGAGAUCCUGCAGGCCGAGCUGGAUCGAUGACGGCGUUCCAGUUUUAUCAAAGCACCUCGAGCACUUCGGAUUUUUAACUCUAAUAUAUUCCCUCUGCAGUUUGUGUUUCACAGGAAACGCAAACUUUUGUACAUACUUUUAAAAUUUUUAUAGAAAAAAAUCACAGAGAAGCAAAGUGAAUUUUUUAUUUUUAAAUUUGAGCCUUUUUGUUUUGGGUUCGUGUAAAUAUGACGAUGAUUCAAUAAACCAUCUUUGUGAGGUU